This is a messenger RNA of Eucalyptus grandis, 1486 nucleotides long. RefSeq lists its product as uncharacterized. Gene Ontology annotation, molecular function: acyltransferase activity, transferring groups other than amino-acyl groups. Lineage: Eukaryota; Viridiplantae; Streptophyta; Magnoliopsida; Myrtales; Myrtaceae. The record is from RefSeq and is a predicted model, not a curated record.
AGCAUCGUCAACAUUUCCAAAAAUGAGAUAAAACGGCGAUGGAAAAAUCCACCGUAAGUCAAGAGUUUUUUUCUCAGCGCAGUGUCCGUCGUAAGCUAAUCCUCGAACCCGACCUCGCUCUCUCCUCCCAUGGCUGCCACGCUUUCCUUCUCUCUCUCCUUAGACCCCCACCACCACCACCACCUCCACCACCGCAAAGCUCUCCACUUUCUCCAUUUCCCGUCCUCCGCGCCCCCCGGUCUCCGACACCCACCUCUCGGUUUCCGAAAAUCCGACCGCUCCGCCUUCGCGGCCUCGUUCUCGUCCCCUCAGCCCUCCCCUCCGGCCACCGCGUCGACCGGGACGACCCCCUCCGCUCCGUUCCUCGACGACCCGUACCGGACCGGGAGGUUCUUGACCGACGAGGAGUUCGACAGGCUCCGGUCCCUCGAGGGCUUCGCGUACGACCGGGAGCUGCGAUCCGGGUCGCUGCGGGUCCGGGUCAUGAGGGCCGAGGAGAUGGACGAGACCGUGGGGCUGCUCGCCGAGUCGUUCGCGGAGUCGAUGCUGCUGCCCGGCGGGUACGUGUCGCUGCUGCGGUUCCUGGUGAAGCAGUACUUGAUCGAGCGGCGGGGCGUGAUGCCGCACGCCGCGACGCUCGUUGGGUUUUAUAAGGGCGGGGAGGGCGAGGAGGAGUUGGCCGGAACCGUGGAGGUGUGCUUCGACAAGAGAGGCACCAACGCUUCGCCGCCGACGCCGACGCCUCCACGAAACUCUCCAUAUAUCUGCAACAUGACCGUCAAAGAGCAGCUCAGGAGGAGAGGUAUCGGCUGGCAUCUAUUGAAGGCUAGUGAGGAACUUAUUUCCCAAAUGUGUUCCUCAGGAGAGGUGUAUUUGCACUGCAGAAUGAUUGAUCUUGCUCCAUUCAACAUGUAUACAAAAGCAGGUUACAGAAUCGUUAAGACAGACAAUGUUCUGGUCCUGUUGACACUUCAAAGACGCAAGCACUUGAUGUGCAAGAAACUUCCAGUACUACAUAGUCCUUCAGAAUCAGAUGAGUCGGGCCCUGACCAAGAACAGACCUCUUGAAUGCAUGUUGAGGUUCCCAUUUGGCAAAUAUUCAUACACCAAGAACCUCUGCUUUCCAUCAGCACAAUAGCCGAUUAAUGACACCAGGUUGGGGUGAUCGAGGCGGCUCAAGAUAUCAACUUCCACCCGGAACUCCCGUUCUCCAUCAGCUUCUUUAGAUGGUGGCAGCUCCAUUUUCUUGAUGGCAACCACCUUCAGGUCCAAAUUAAAUAGAAGAUAAUCAUAAUAUGUUUCAACAAGAAUUCAGGGGAUCAAAUAGGUCCUGUAGGAGAUCUCUAGGAGAUCUCUUUAACUAGAAAAGGGCACGAGAGCGAGAGCCUGUGCAGGGAAGCAUUCAUUUGUUAUUUGUUUACAAGUAAUCGUAAUCCAUUGCUUUAUUGAUCCUGAAUAGCUUAAUUCACAUAACACGAGAUGAGAA